Molecule: messenger RNA, 2487 nt
Organism: Cladophialophora bantiana CBS 173.52
Lineage: Eukaryota; Fungi; Ascomycota; Eurotiomycetes; Chaetothyriales; Herpotrichiellaceae
Exons: 2
Coding region: 1-2487 (828 amino acids)
Source: RefSeq, a predicted model, not a curated record
AUGGGACAGAUACAUACCCAGCAACGAAGCCUCGAACACUCAAAGGCAUACGUCUCCCACACUUCCUCGUCGCUAAAGGACUCGAAAGUGCUAUGGCCCUCCGAUGGGUCUCGUAUCCACACGAUCGCCCUGCAAGACAAGGAAUUGAUAGUUGUUACUCACGCGCUUGGACCCUUUUUCAAAGGUAGGCAUGUCGAAGGAAUCCUUGCAGGCUUUUGCCAGAAAAUAUUCCUCUUGUUCAACACAGAUACCAGAGCCCUGGGUAUAGGUAGUGUCAUUGCGGAGCAGCUUUUCAAAUGUUUCGACGGCCAGGGAUCACUUGCACGAGAAAUAAUGCCACUGGGGAUUCAAGGUGUUCAGGAAUUGAAUUGGACCACCCAGAAUGAGCAACUGGCUCCUCUUCGACAGGUGUAUCAGAAGAGGAUGAAAGAGGAUCGCAGAUCAUUGACUCCGUUCUCCAUGACAGACUCAAAUGGAAACGAGCUACUAUUUGCUGGGCUCCAAGAAGAGACCCUUAUCAUCGUGGACAAGACCAUGCUGCCGGCUGGUCUUGUCAAGUACACCCAUCAUACAUUUGACAUAGGCUGCCUGGAUCGGGCCAAAUGUUCAUGGCAGUUGUUCGUCAAAGUCACGCAUCGGAACUUUUUGCGUUCCUGUUUUCGGACAUGUCAGGCUCCAAUCGUGAGUGUCGAAAGUCUUUCGAGCAAACGAAUCUUUCAGGCUGACUCUUUGCAGAAAGACAUGGCCGUAGCCAUCAUGACCGCGAUGCGGAUCUUCUCCGAAGCCCGGCGUUUUGUUCAUCAUCCAAAGCGAACAGAAGCAGCCGUUCUUGUCGAAACCAUUGGCCGGGGAAAGUUCUACACAAAUUCAACCGUUAUUGAUGAACAGACUGCCGUAACUCCUGAAACGCUUCCCCCUAGUGAUGGCGACGGCUCGGCAGCGAGAGAUGGCAGUGUACGCGGUCUUUCUGCCAGCCCAGAUUCUCUUUCACACGCAAACAACUCUCAUUCAGGACCAUCCCCAUCUUCAUCCCCCCCAUCAUCUGCCUCUUCUUCAAACAUCAUGAAUGACCUGUUGAAUCAAAACGCCGUGGUGGAUGUGCAGGCCGUCCCCACAAAGAAGCGCAAGAAAAAGACAAAGAAGAGCAAAAAGAAACCCACAAAAACAACUGCCCAAACCCAGACCGUGUCAAAUGAGGGAGAACAGCAUUCAGCGGACAAAGGAUGCUCUGGGACUGCGGACAAGAUGGCGGCUAUCACAAUUUCUGGAUCACUCCCCAUUCCACCACCAGCCUCGGCUCUGCCGCCGCCUGCUGUUCAGUCUGGUGGAGGAAAUUCCGCAAAGAGGACAAGCGCAUUACUGUCUAGGGAGCUGAAGCAGAGGGGCAAGGCAAAGAAACUCAGUAAGACUCCUGCAGCUAAGGAGCUGGAGCAAGAUCUUGAUGAUACUGCUUCUCAAAAUUCAAGUGAUUCUGAUCGGACGGUUACUCAAGAAGAGUUAUCGAGGAAAGAUGCUAUCACCACCACCUCUUCUAGCAAAGGUCAACAGGACAAGCAACAUGGGAAAGGGAGUGAGAAGGACAAGGGACAAACCAAGAAGAAGGAUGCCGAGAAUCCCAAGACAACUUCUCAGACCCAAGCAAUUAGUUCCACCCAAGGAGGCACGAAGCCACGGAAUGCACGCCCUCUAUCCCCUGCACCCUUUGGCUGCUCCCCUACUAACUUUCUGCAGCACGGCCAGCCUGGCGAUGAAGAGCCUCACCCUCCCGCUGAAUUCAAAUUCGAUAGCUUGGAUCCGCGUCUGAAAUGUUUGAAACCUGACUGCCGUAAGAUGACGAGUUGCUGGGACAACGCCGUGGUCAUCUGCCCUGCCUGUGGCACCUCCAGCUUCACCCGCUAUUGCAGAAAGCAGCACCUGUACGAUGACCUCCAGCGCCAUUGGGCUAUGGAAUGUGGAAGGAACACGAUCGCCGGACCAAUCGAUCGAGACACGAUUCGCGCCAGACAACUCCCCAAGCGACCCUAUGUUCGUGGCCAAUACCAUAACAUUGUCGAGCGUCACAGACAGGCGGUCUACCGCGCAAUGGAAGACGCAGAUUACUUCAUCUUCAAAGACAUCGAGAUGCUCGACGAGAGCAUUGUGCAACCGACACAACAGCAAUGGAAUUCGGUGCGUGGCAGCGGCGAAGUGGCACUGCAAAUCAUAUUCCCGGACGACAUGACGCCGCAAUCCGCCAAGCAGCUUUUCAACUACCACAUCCAGCGCAUCUUGUCGGUCGGCAAGCCGCUGGCCGAGGACAGCUGUAUGAGGGCCUUGGAGAUGAUCCGUUCGGCGCUGGUCAUGUCGGGGGGCUGGACUGAGGAGGCAUUGACCUACCUGUGUAUGCAAUUGAUAGGUGAAUGGGGUGAUUUCAAGGUGCCAGAGCGCUUUUACAACGUGGAGGUGAACACGAUGUGGGAAACGCAUUACCUACCGCCCAUGGCGUGA